Molecule: messenger RNA, 429 nt
Organism: Didymodactylos carnosus
Lineage: Eukaryota; Metazoa; Rotifera; Eurotatoria; Philodinida; Philodinidae
Source: the annotation of a GenBank genome assembly
AUGAGUAUGUUAGCGCACUCCUGUGCUGUUCGAAGUCUUUUUGAAGUUGUUAAUCGUGUUUGUAUUCUUCAAACAGUAUCAUUAUCGACAAUGUCAACAAAACAAUCUCAGCCAACUGCUAGCAGUGGUAAUAGUGCUGCUAGUUCAGAUUUAGCACAUUGUGAUUUUGAAGUAUAUGGAAGAGUUCAAGGUGUUUUUUUUCGAAAACAUACUAUUGAACAAGCCAAAAAAUUACAGUUAACUGGUUGGGUUAGAAAUACAGAGCAAGGAACAGUUCAAGGUGAACUAGAAGGCAAAAAAGCGAAAAUAGAUGAAAUGAAAAAAUGGUUAGAAAAAACGGGUAGUCCAAAAUCUAGAAUUGAUAAAGCACUAUUUUCAAAUGAAAAAUCAAUUGAUAAACAGAAACUGAACUCAUUCACACAGAAAUAA